This is a messenger RNA of Chaetomium strumarium, 4278 nucleotides long. RefSeq lists its product as uncharacterized. The transcript is spliced from 5 exons. The coding region runs from base 1 to 4278 and encodes 1425 amino acids. Gene Ontology annotation, biological process: protein import into nucleus; RNA export from nucleus. The record is from RefSeq and is a predicted model, not a curated record. Gene Ontology annotation, molecular function: protein binding; structural constituent of nuclear pore. Lineage: Eukaryota; Fungi; Ascomycota; Sordariomycetes; Sordariales; Chaetomiaceae. Gene Ontology annotation, cellular component: nuclear pore.
AUGGCUUUCAACUUUGGAAGCGUUACCAAUGCCAUGACCGGCGCUGCCGGCGGUGGCACGGGGGAAGUGACGCAGGGCAAGGACCUUGAGGUCAUCCAAACAGAGGGGCUUGGAUUUCUCUCCCUUGCUGGCGACGCCAAAGUCCAGCUCACCUCUAAAUGGUCACCGCCUCCUGCGCCUACAGCAUCGCUCCUCAGUAUUGCCUCUCGCAAAGGCUUGGUCGCCGCUGCUGGACCCGAUGCCGUUUACAUCGCUACGACAGAGUCUGUACGGAAAGCGUUCGAGGGUGAGAAGAGUGGCGAAAGCGACGUGCGGCCAUUCGCUCCUCAGGCAAAGGUGCCGCUUCCAUUUCGGAUCUCGCAGCUCGCCUUCACCGCGGACGAACAGUACCUCAUUCUUUCGGCGGAGGAAGGUGGUGGUCUUGCAGUAUACGAUGUCCAAACGCUCGUGCAGGGAGGAACGCAGUCUGCUUUCGAACUCAGCACAAAUGGCGAAACGCUGCGAGCCCUCGUUCCGAAUCCUAUGCCCGAGUCGGCUGGGCUCUGUGCAAUCGUCACGAACAACGGCAACCUCUUCAUGGCGAACCUGGCCGAAAGGAAGUUGAUGUCGGGUUCCAAUGGGCCAACCCUGCGCUCACAGGUCAGUUGUGCAGGAUGGAGCACCAAAGGCAAGCAGCUAGUCGCAGGUAUGGCAGACGGGUCGAUAUAUCAGAUGACGCCAGACGGUGCAGAGAAGGGCCAUAUUCCAAAACCGCCAAGCCUAGGCGACUACCACGUUUCUUCGGUCGCAUGGCUCGAGAACCACGUAUUCCUCGUAGUUCACAAUCCUACGAACAGUCAGGACCCGGCCGUUUUCCACUUGAUCACUCGACAACAGCCGGCUGGUGGUCCGCCCAGUUUCACCUUUCAGAAGCUCACCGAUCCAGUCAUGCCAUUUACAUUCGACAAGGUCCCUCACCAUACCAUCCUGAGGCUCAAGGACUUCCCCCCAAACCUACAGGAUCUCCUUCUAGUCUCAUCGACGGCUACGGAGGGUGUUGGCCUGCUCUCUCGGUCCAAGGCCCCUUUGGCGUCUGACAAGCCAGCCGAAGCCAUCACAAACGUCUUCACAACGACCGAGUUGGCCGACGAUUCCAAGCGAGCGCAACUGCCGAUGGGUGAAGACUACAACGAGACUUACCCAGUUGGGGCCGCACUUGACUUGUCCGCCAAGGAUAAAGUGUAUAAACCGAUUCCGGCUGACGAGAUCGACAUGUCCCCCGGCCCCUUGCCCGGCUUGUGGCUACUCAAUAACGAAGGUGUCCUGGCAUCAUGGUGGAUUGUUUACAACGAGUCAAUCCGAUCAGGCACGACGUACCCCGGCAUUGCUGCCGGAGACGCCACUCCUGCGGCCUUUGCAACUUCCGCUCCAGCCACCUCCACUCCUUCGGCUUUCGGAUCUUUCGCUAACAAGACUCCGGCAUCUGGAUCCCCGUUCGCUCCUACUAACAAGACUCCGACAUUUGGAUCCCCGUCCGCUCCUACGCCAGCUUUUGGGGGCCUUCUGCUCUCGGAGCCAAGGCAUCCCCCUGGUCGACGGCCGCAGAAGGUCUCUCCCUGGGCGUCGGGUUCGACUAGUGGUGCCGCACCAGCGUUUGGCCAAUCUGGGUUCUCUAACUCUGGGCUGAACACGGGGAAGGUCUUCGGUAGCGGCACUGCAGCACCCGCCACUGCUGGAUUUGCGAACUUUGCUAACAAAGGAGGCUUCGCCUCUCUGGGCGGUGCUUCUGGUGGGUCGAGCAUCUUCGGAUCUAAGCCUGGCGGUGCCUUGACAUCGAGCGCACCGGAGGUCUCCAUGGACACAGAUACAGCCUUCCCCCCUCCAAGUGCCAAAACUGACAAGCCUUCGCUUGGCACUUCGCCUUUCGUUCUCGGAACGACGUUCAAGGCGGAUCCAACCACGGCAAACGACAAUGAGAAGCCGAAAGAAGGGGCAGGCAAACCCAUGUUCGGAAGCGCGUUUGGGGAUAUGCUAGACAGCGCAUCGAAGCAACCAACUGCCCCUGUAUCGAAAGAGGAGGAUAUGGAGAGCACCACUCCGCCAGCGGUAGAAGAGAAGCCGAAGUCAAUUUUCAGCCCGGUGUCAACAACUCCAACCACCACACCCGCUCCGCAGAAGUUUGACUUUAAGAGCGCAGCUACUUCUGGGACCAGUCUCUUCGGCUCCAGGCCCGCUGGGUCUGGAGGCGUCUCUAACGUCUUUGGGGCUCCGAAGCCUGCCUCUGCCGACCUGUUCAAGUCCAAGCCGGCACCUUCGAUCUUUGGCACGCCGAAGAUCAAGCAGGAAAGCGAGGACACGGCAGAUCUAUCAAAGAUCCCCGAGGCGCCUCUCCCGCCUGAUACAACUAUCUCCAAGCCGUCCGCAAAAGCUGAAGAUGCUCCGCUACCGCCAGACUUCCUCGGCAAACCUUCCACAAAGGAAGAUGCGCCCGAAUCUGCGCCCUUGCCUCCUGAUUUCGUCUCUACCAAGUCUAAGGCCGAAGCAGGGGAAUCUAAGCCCCCGGUUGCUGACCAAGUCCCUGCUGUGCCUGAUAGUGCUGAAGAAGACUUAUCUGAAGAAGAAGCCUCAGGGGAAGAGAAUGAGGGAGAGGAAAGCGAGGGAGAGGGAGAGGGAGAGGAAGGCGAGGAAGGCGAGGAAGGCGAGGAAGGCGAGGGAGAGGAGGGAGAGGAGGGAGAGGAAGGCGAGUACGGGUCGGAGGCGGCUAGUGAAGGCAGCGGCGUUGAUGUUGCCAAGGACCUCAGCCCGACGACCGGAUUCGGCGGUCAGACUCCUGGAGCAACGCCGCAGAGCUCAUUUGGCGGGAUGGCGGGGAGCACGUUCUCAACCAUCUCCCGCAGCGAAGCAGAACCACCGAGGCCAUUGUUUAGUGAAAUCUCCAGAAACGCGCCGCCCUUAUUUCCAAAGUCGGUACCCCUACCGCAAAGCCCUCGUUCGCCCAGUCCGGUACGCGGGCCUCCACGAAGCAGCCUUCUCAGGCCUAGCGAACCAGCUCGGUCCUUUAGCGCGCCAGGGGCGGCACCCCAACCGCUGGGCAGAAAGGCUGCGCCUCCACAGUCCGCUCUAGGAUACAGCACCGGACAACGGCCAUCCAUCGAUCCGAACGUGCAAGCGCAGCGGAAGCUCGCACAGAAAGCGCAGGCGGAAGAACACGUGCUUGUCGACCCAGAGGACGAAGGGAUCAAGCGAAUGCUGCACUCAGAGCUCGAGCCGACCCUGCUACUGGAUGCAUUUUUGACUGUCGAUUCGAAGCUGGAGAUGCUGCAGAGGUCGGGUCAAGAAGUGCCCACGGCCUGCGAGACGCUCUGGAGAGACAUCAACCGCAUGAUCGACAGACUGGGCCUCAAUUCGCGAUCCCUGCAGUCAUUCAUUCUGGGACAUACGACGGAGCGUAAAGAGGGCGGCAGACACAAGCAAGAUCUCGAGAACGCAGAUGACUGGGUGCUGGUGGAGGCACAAGAUCUCGGUGCCGUAAUUGAUAAGGAAUUGGCACGGCCUCUCGAGAAGAGCCGCAUCAAAGACGUCGAGGGCGCUGAGUAUGCCAUACAGAGCCUAGCGAAGGACCUCGCCAAACUCCGCGCAAGGGAAGAAGAUAUCCGUAAGAUCAUCCGCUCAUACGUUGACCCGGACCAAGUUGCCGUCGCCAAAUCCCUACCCCUUAGCGCCGAACAAGCCACACAGCAGAACGAACUGCGCAGGUCGUACGCCAACUUCACCAAACUCCUCGCUGAAACCGAGGAGGCCCUGACGAUGCUCAAGACCAAGCUUGCGUCGGCGGGAGGCGCAUCCGGCAAGGCGCCCGUCCCGACCGUUGAGGCCAUCCUCCGUACAAUCAACAAGAUGACAAGCAUGGCCGAGAAGCGCAGCGGCGACGUCGAUGUGCUCGAGAACCAGAUGCGUAGGCUGCGUCUGGGCUCUGUAGGGCCCGGCGGCGGCAGCAAUGGCACACCCGGACCGCGCAGCCGCGAGGGCUCGCCGUUUGUCACGCCCCAGCACAGGCGGUCGGUCAUCAUGUCCCCCGAGCGCGGGAUGAAGGAUUCGGUGCUGGCGAGCUCGGUCGCCUCGUAUGCUGGCCGCAGCACGGGCACGCCGUCGCCCAGGAAGAAGCCGAGUAUGUACAGUGACGAGGAGAAGAGGGGUCUCAGGGCACGGGAGGCGAAGAGAAAGGGGACGCUGGCCAUGUUGAGGGCGAGUUUGGCAAGGGCCGGGCCGAAUGUUUCACGGUUGAGGGACGAUGAUUGA